This is a messenger RNA of Drosophila nasuta, 1934 nucleotides long. RefSeq names its product serine/threonine-protein kinase phg2. The transcript is spliced from 4 exons. Gene Ontology annotation, molecular function: sequence-specific DNA binding. The record is from RefSeq and is a predicted model, not a curated record. Lineage: Eukaryota; Metazoa; Arthropoda; Insecta; Diptera; Drosophilidae. Gene Ontology annotation, cellular component: nucleus. Gene Ontology annotation, biological process: regulation of gene expression.
CGGCAGCGUGCAACAAGAAAUACAGCGGACACAACGAAGAGCGCCAAAGCAGUAAAAAUCGCAAAAAAGACGUAAAUCACUAAACGCAAUUUGGAAAACGGUUUUCGCUGGAUAUUUAACAAAAAAAAUCGGUUAAAUUCAAAUUCGAAAAAAAUAAAAUUCUGCAAGCGAAAAAGUGUGUCGAGUGUUGAGCAGCACGCAGCAGCUCAGAGAAAACCACACACCACCGACAAAAGGCAAAAAGGCAGCUGUAAAAGGGAAAAGAGGAGGAGGAAAGCGGAGGAGUCAACGCGAAUAGUUGCAGGCGCGUCCAAAUGCUUAUUGAAAUUUACGAUUAUGCUGCGAAAUUAUUAAACAAUAUGACCGCAACCACAGCAACAAUCAUUAAUAAUCUGACUGCCCAUAAGGGAGUCGACAACAACAACGACGACGACGACGGCGAGAACAACGAGGAGGUGCCCGAGGAGGAGCAGAACCAGGAGGAGGAGGAGGCGAAGGAGGAACGUGUGGAGGAUGUGGCAAAUCCCAGGCGUGCCACAAAUCUAACGUCCAAAUUGCUGCAGGUGACCACGGGAAAUAUGAAAGCAUUGCUCAACCACACGCUGGCAACAAUGGCCGGCGAACAUGGUUUCGCAUUGCCCACGUUGUUGUUGCAUGGCCAGCGCAUUAAGCCAGCAACUGGCAACAGCAGCAGCAACGGCAACAACUAUAGCAACAACAGCAGCAACUUCAGCAACAGCAGCAGCAUCAGCAGCAGUAGCAACAACGAUAGUCACAUUAGCCAUUUGAGUGGCAACAACAGCAGCUACAACAGCAGCAGCAGCAGCUUGGAGCACGAGAGCAACAGCAUGUAUAAUGUGGGCCAUCUUGGCCAACUGGGCAACCUCAGCCAGCUGAGUAAUCUGAGUCAACUUGGUUUCAUUGAAUCCACAACGACGUCCUCGACAACAACAACGGCUGCGGCGGCGGCAACGGCAGCCAUCACACAUUUGCCACACGGUGCGGCAAGUACGUUUCCAGCACAGACGAUGGCCACCUUCAUUGCGGCCGGCAACAAGAAUCGACCCAUUCUCUAUCCAACGGUUUCACCCGAAUCGAUUGUCAUACCAAUUGUUUCGUGCAUCUUUGGCUUUCCCAUUCUGGCCCUGAUCGUCAUCUGCUGCCUGCGUCGUCGGGCCAAAUUGGCGAGGGAGCGGGACAGACGACGCAACUAUGAUAUGCAGGACCAUGCUGUCAGCCUGGUCAGAUUUAGUCCAAUUCAUAGGCUUAAUUACCGAUCGUCGCGAGCUAUCAGUCUACGUCCUGAACGAAGCCUAAGUCAGGGCUUUACAUCGCUGGAGCUGGACACGGUGCUGGAGGAGCGCUGCAGCGAUGUGGAGCAAACGCAGACCGAAAUCCUAAAUGCCGAAUCGCCCAUGGACACCAAUUCCUCCUACAAGAUGUCCUUCUCCUCAAGCUAACAGUUAGCACACGCACAACAACAACAGCAGCAGCAGCAGCAACAGUUGCAGCAGCAGCCAACAAUCGAGACCCUGAAGGAGCUCAAAGAGGAGUCGUCAAAGUUGUCGCCUCGCUUCACGCCGCCGCUUCGCAAAGCGGGCAGCAUGCGGGAAGCGGAUCCUGCAGCGUUGGCCAAACGACGCAGUCGCCUCCAGGAGUUGCGCGCCAGCAGCAGCAGCGGCUGCGGUGGCGGUGGCAAUCAAGCUAGUGAAGCAGCCAUCGCCUUUGGCGUCAGCAAACGCGAAUCGAAGCGUCGACAACAUGGCUUCAACUCCGCUUCCGGCUCCGGUUCCGUUUCGGCGAUGCGCAAAUCACAAUCUCUGGAUGCUGAUGGCGGUGGCGAAAGCUAUUCGCUGGCCAGCAUUCAGUCGCCAUUGUGGGUGACGCUGACGAAUGCGCGCACCAUCGAGGAGCUUGCCCAGCAGAAGCUGUAA